CAAAAUAAGCACAUCUACAUCUACUUCAAGAUAAUAAGUUACAAAAUCUAUUAAUUAACCAAAAAUCACUACAGUUCUUUAAAUCAUCCAAAGCAAAAGCUAAAGGAGAGUAACAAAAGUCUUACACUGUUUCAUAGUUAUCUAAAACAAAAACAAAAGACAAGUGUCUUGUGAGUUGUGGCCACCACCAUUGUGAGAACUCAGAAGAUUUUGUACAUUGCCACAUGCUAUAUCUGUUUCUUUAAAAAUGGAAAUUUAUGGAUUUGAUUUAACGGAGAGAAAAAAAGGGAAAGUUGCUUUUUUUUUUUUUUUUCCAAAACCUUAAAAGUUUAGGAUUGUUAAAAAAAGAAAUAAAAGAUUAAGAAAUCCAUUCAUAAGGCAAUUAGAUCUCACGUGCUAAAACUAAACUUUUGUAGAAAUCCAAACAACAUUCGAGAUUUUCUCUUAUAAAUAUAGAUUUAGGUGUUUGUCUUCUCACACAAAAUCUUCCAUCGACUCUAGAUCAUCACCAUCAUAUUACUCAAAGCAAGAAUGUCUAUCGCAGAAAUCUUCGAGAGAGUUGACAAAAACAAAGAUGGAAAAAUCUCAUGGGAUGAAUUUGCCGAAGCGAUUCGCGCUUUUUCUCCUUUAAUAACAUCUGAAGAACUUGAUCAGAUGUUCAGAGAGCUUGACGUCGACGGUGAUAACCAAAUCGAUGCUGCGGAAUUUGCUUCGUGCUUGAUGCUUGGCGGUGAAGGAGGAAAAGACGAUGAAGACACUGUUAUGAAAGAAGCUUUUGAUUUGUAUGAUAUUGAUGGUGACGGAAAGAUAUCCGCGAGUGAGAUUCAUGUGGUAUUGAAACGUCUUGGAGAGAAGCAUACAAUGCAAGAAUGUGUUAUGAUGGUUCGAGCCGUUGAUGCAGAUGGUGAUGGCUUUGUGAGUUUUGAAGAGUUUAAGAUUAUGAUGAGUUCUAACAACAUAAAAUCACUAUGAUCUUUCUCAGAUUUUUAAUAGUUUAAUUUGUUUUUAUUUUGUCUAUUUCUUUAUGAAGUAAACAGAAUUAACCAUUAAACAUAGUUUGGAUUUGUGGUGAUCUAUUUUAUUUUGGAACUAGAUAUUUUUGACUAAUUUAAUUUAAAAAGGAA
Arabidopsis lyrata subsp. lyrata is the source of this 1124-nucleotide messenger RNA. RefSeq names its product probable calcium-binding protein CML32. The transcript has a single exon. NCBI's taxonomy places the organism in Eukaryota, Viridiplantae, Streptophyta, Magnoliopsida, Brassicales, Brassicaceae. The record is from RefSeq and is a predicted model, not a curated record. The coding region runs from base 532 to 972 and encodes 146 amino acids. Gene Ontology annotation, molecular function: calcium ion binding; enzyme regulator activity.